CCAAAAUGCACGUUUGCGAUGCUGCAAAGUGGCAUUUCCGAAUUCGAUUUCACUCAAGACAAUGGCGAUCGACUACUACCAGGUGCUUGGCGUCGCCAAAACCGCGACCGACGACGAGCUCAAGAAGGCCUACCGCAAGAUGGCGCUCAAGUGGCACCCGGACAAGAACCCGGACAACGCCGAGAUGGCACAGAAGAAGUUCCAAGAGGUCAACGAAGCCUACGAAGUCCUCAGCGACAAGCAAAAGCGCACGAUUUACGACCAAUACGGCGAGGAAGGUCUCAAGGGUGGCAUGCCUUCGCCCGGUGGCAGCCCCAGCGGCGGCGGCGGCUUCUUCCCGGGUGGCAACGCCUCGUUUGGCGCGUCCAGCGGCGGCUUUCCCAGCGGCUUUUCGUUCCACUCGACGGACCCGACCAAGAUUUUCGAGCAAUUUUUCGGCACGUCCAACCCGCACGAGGCCGAGCACAUGGACCCGAUGUUUAUGUUUUCCAACAUGGGCAUGGGCCGCCAGGGCUCGUUUGGCACUGGCUUUGGCAGUCCGCAGCGCAAGUCCAAGCGUCCCGAGCCGCUCAAGCGCGACCUCGAGUGCACGCUCGAGCAGCUCUACACGGGGUGUAGCAAGAAGCUCAAGAUCACGCGCAAGAUUUACGACGACCGCACCAACGCCAUGCGCGAAGAAGAGAAAAUUCUCGAGAUCCAAGUCCACCCGGGCUGGAAGGCUGGCACGAAGCUCACGUACGAAGGCGAAGGCGACGUCUUGCCGGGUCGAUUAGCCCAAGACAUUGUGUUUGUCAUCCAAGAAAAGACGCACCCUAAGUUCAAGCGCGACGGCGACACGCUCGUUUACACGGCCAAGAUUUCGCUCAAGGACGCGCUCGUCGGCAAUGGCACGCUCUCGAUCAAGACGCUCGACGGACGCCACGUCGACAUGCGCCUCGACGGCGUCGUGACGCCAACGACGCGCAAGGUGUUUGUGGGCGAAGGCAUGCCGCUCUCCAAGAAUCCGCAGCGCCGCGGCGACCUCCACGUGCAAUUUGACAUUCAGUUUCCGACUACGCUCAGUGCGUCGCAAGCCGAUCUCAUUCGCCAGGCGCUUUAAUCGUUUAGUAGCUUGAAAGAGUAGCAUAGUCGACUAAUAUAUAUGUAUG
Messenger RNA from Saprolegnia diclina VS20, 1148 nucleotides. RefSeq lists its product as hypothetical. Gene Ontology annotation, cellular component: cytosol. Gene Ontology annotation, molecular function: protein-folding chaperone binding. Bases 62 to 1099 code for a protein of 345 amino acids. The transcript has a single exon. Lineage: Eukaryota; Oomycota; Saprolegniomycetes; Saprolegniales; Saprolegniaceae. The record is from RefSeq and is a predicted model, not a curated record.